UCGCCGUUUGUUUUUGUGGCAUUGUCGCGGCUUUUAUGUUUAUUAACUAUUGUAUUGAAAUUUGUACCUAAAUUUGAAAUCUACCAUUCGAAAUAGAUCAAUUGUAUUAACAAAUAUUAUGUUAAGUUAAAUAUCUAAUUUAUAAUUCUAUAGUUCCUGUAGUACUAUUUUGUAAACAUGACUUCCAUCAUAAAAUUACACUGUAUCUCUGGGGUUGGUGAUGAGUCUCCUCCCUGCUAUGUUUUACAAAUUGAUGAAUAUAAGUUCCUAUUGGACUGUGGAUGGGAUGAGAAAUUUGAUAUGGACUUUAUAAAGGAACUGAAGAGGCACGUAAAUAGUAUAGAUGCAGUCCUUCUUUCUCAUUCAGAUCCAUUGCAUCUAGGAGCUUUACCAUAUGCAGUGGGUCAGUUGGGUCUCAAUUGUCCGAUAUAUGCUACUCUACCAGUGUACAAAAUGGGCCAAAUGUACAUGUAUGACUUGUACCAGUCACAUAGAAAUGUUUCAGAUUUUGAUCUGUUCUCACUCGAUGAUGUAGACACAGCUUUUGAUAGGAUAACUCAAUUGAAAUAUAAUCAGAGUGUGGAUAUAAAAGGCAAAGGUCUAUGUCUUCGCAUCACACCAUUACCAGCUGGGCAUUUGCUCGGCGGCACCAUCUGGAGGGUAGCUGCACCAGGUGAAGAGGAUAUUGUGUACGCCCCUGACUUCAACCACAAAAAAGAGCGCCACUUGAAUGGCUGUGAAAUUGAGAAAAUCAUGAGACCAUCUCUCUUACUCUUGGGAGCUAUGAAUGCUGAUUAUGUACAACAGAGAAGAAGGCUCAGAGAUGAAAAGCUAAUGACAACUAUCUUAACAACGCUAAGAGGCGGUGGGUCGGUCCUUGUCUGUACGGACACAGCUGGCAGAGUGCUCGAACUUGCACACAUGUUGGACCAGUUAUGGAGGAAUAAGGACUCUGGGCUUGUAGCGUAUUCGCUGCUCUUGUUGUCCAACGUCAGCUAUAAUGUGGUGGAGUUUGCAAAGUCGCAGAUAGAAUGGAUGAGCGAUAAACUAACACGCGCAUUCGAAGGUGCAAGGAGUAACCCGUUCGCGUUACGCCAUUUACACCUCUGCCACUCGGUAAUAGAGGUCACCAGAACGCCGGGCCCAAAGGUUGUUCUCGCUUCGUUUCCAGACCUCGAAACGGGGUUCGCAAGAGAUUUGUUUCUACAGUGGGCUCCAAAUCCACAAAAUUCUAUCAUUUUGACUGCACGAACGUCCCCCGGCACGCUGGCCCGUGACCUAAUAGAGAAAGGUGGCGAUCGGACGAUAGAGUUGACCGUGCGAAAGAGGAUCCGCUUGGAGGGGGCGGAGCUCGAAGAGUUCCUGCAGCAGCAGCGCACCAAAGUGAAGGAUCCCGUCAAGGAGGAGGUGAGCGGUCUCUCCUCCGACUCGGAAUCGGACGGCGAGCUGGAGAUGUGGGUGGUGACCGGACGGCACGACAUUCCGGUGCGAUCGGACCAGCGGCCGGCCGGAUGCUUCAAGACCAAUAAGCGCCACCACGCGAUGUACCCCUGCCAUGAGGAGAGGUCGCGGGCUGAUGAUUAUGGGGAAGUGAUUCGGCCUGAAGAUUACAGACUUGCGGAAAUAGUGGAUGCUGAAGGCGAGAUACGAGACGUCCCUCCCGCGCCACCGCAGAAACAGGAACCCGAGGAGGAAGUGACGGAGAUCCCGAGCAAGUGCGUGUCGUCGGUGCGGCAGGUGGGCGUGCGCGCCAACGUGCAGUACAUCGAGCUGGAGGGGCGCUGCGACGGCGAGUCGCUGCUGCGCGUCGUCGCGCACGCCAAGCCGCGCGCCGUCGUCGGCCUCAGGGCGGGGAAAGUGGCGCUUAGCACGCUCAGAAAACACUGUGAGAACGAAGGAAUAGAAAAAAUAUUUACACCUGGAAAAGGUGAAAUUGUUGAUGCAACCACGGAGUCUCAUAUCUAUCAGGUGAAACUGACGGACAGCCUGAUGUGCGGUAUCACCUGGCGGCCGGCUGGCGACGCGGAGCUGGCGUGGCUCUCGGCUACCGUCGCGCCGCCCAGGCAGAGGGAGCCCAACAGCGAAGACACAGCGAUGGACGAGAUGAUAUCGCUGGAGGCGUGCGCGGUGGGGGCGGUGGGUGCGGUGGGGGCGGUGGGGGGGGCGGCGCGCGCGGCCACGUUCGUGAACGCGGUGAAGCUGUCGGAGCUGCGCGGCGCGCUCGCCCGCCACGGGCUCGCGGCCGAGUUCAACGCGGGCGCGCUCGAGUGCUGCAACGGCACCGUGGCGAUACGGAGGUUGGAGAAUGGUCGCGUGGCUCUAGAGGGCGUGUUGUCAGAAGAAUAUUACAAAAUCAGAGAACUGCUUUACGAACAGUUUGCUAUUGUUUAAGUAAUAAUGUAAUGUAUAGUAUUCAUAAAUUUAUUUG
Molecule: messenger RNA, 2428 nt
Organism: Zerene cesonia (dogface butterfly)
Lineage: Eukaryota; Metazoa; Arthropoda; Insecta; Lepidoptera; Pieridae
Gene: CPSF2
Product: probable cleavage and polyadenylation specificity factor subunit 2
Exons: 13
Coding region: 178-2391 (737 amino acids)
Biological process (GO): mRNA 3'-end processing by stem-loop binding and cleavage
Cellular component (GO): mRNA cleavage and polyadenylation specificity factor complex
Molecular function (GO): RNA binding
Source: RefSeq, a predicted model, not a curated record